This is a messenger RNA of Verruconis gallopava, 1001 nucleotides long. RefSeq lists its product as uncharacterized. Lineage: Eukaryota; Fungi; Ascomycota; Dothideomycetes; Venturiales; Sympoventuriaceae. Gene Ontology annotation, biological process: mitotic spindle assembly checkpoint signaling. Gene Ontology annotation, cellular component: cytoplasm; kinetochore; nucleoplasm. The transcript has 3 exons. The coding region runs from base 162 to 884 and encodes 240 amino acids. The record is from RefSeq and is a predicted model, not a curated record.
CUUACACAACAACACCAACGCACUGAAAGAACGUAAGAGAGCCCUAAAGUGCGAAUCACCUCCUAUAGCUACUCGGUUCUACGAGUUUGACACUUUUCUGAUUCGGUGGAGCAAGAUACAUUGCCGUUGCUAUAACAACCACACUGCUGUAAACAGAGGAUAUGGACGGAGCACCGGCAAAGUCGAGCCGCGAGAAAAGCAGCAAGUCCGGGGACAAAGAUGACAAGUCAAAGACUCACAAGCUCUCCUUGAAGGGCUCGUCAAAGAUGGUGGCCGAGUUUUUCGAGUACUCUAUAAACACCAUCCUGUAUCAACGUGGAGUCUAUCCCAUUGAGGAUUUCACCGCCGUGAAAAAGUACGGACUCAACAUGCUCGUCACCUCUGAUGAUCAAGUGAAGGCGUACAUCAAAAAAAUCAUGAGCCAGCUGAACAAGUGGAUGCUUGGUCAGAAAAUUUCAAAGCUGGUCAUCGUGAUUACAAGCAAGGAGACAGGCGAGCACGUCGAGCGGUGGCAAUUUGAUGUGCAACUCAACAAGUCAUCGUCAUCAAAGUCAGGAAAGAAGAGCGCGGAUAAGGAAAACGCGGCGCCAGCGGAGUCGGCAGCACCUGCGGUGGCAGACAAGCCCCUGUCCGAGGAAGAAAUCCAGGCUUCUAUUAGAGCGCUCUUCAGACAGAUCACAGCUUCCGUCACAUUCCUGCCGGAGCUGACGGAGCCGUGCACGUUCAACGUACUGGUGUACGCAGACGCGGACUCCGACGUUCCCAUUGAGUGGGGUGACAGCGACGCAAAGGAGAUUGAAGGAGGCGAAAAGGUGCAGCUACGGAGUUUUAGCACUAGCAACCACCGUGUAGACACGAUGGUCAGCUACAAGUUGAGCUCAUGAGGAGUGCAGGGAGGAUGGUGAACGGAUGUGAAGGGCGUUCUUAGGUUGAAGUACGGGACGACAUGGUGUAUAAUCGACUCUGCGAUUGCUUGAUACCAAAUGCCACACUUGCUCUCC